Molecule: messenger RNA, 2519 nt
Organism: Myzus persicae (green peach aphid)
Lineage: Eukaryota; Metazoa; Arthropoda; Insecta; Hemiptera; Aphididae
Gene: cort
Exons: 8
Coding region: 131-2164 (677 amino acids)
Biological process (GO): positive regulation of anaphase-promoting complex-dependent catabolic process; anaphase-promoting complex-dependent catabolic process; positive regulation of ubiquitin protein ligase activity
Cellular component (GO): anaphase-promoting complex
Molecular function (GO): protein binding; anaphase-promoting complex binding; ubiquitin ligase activator activity
Source: RefSeq, a predicted model, not a curated record
GUGUACAAUCCUAGAAGUAUCGAUCCAGUGCGCUAACCGUCACAAUAAUAUAAAUUAUUAAACAGUGAAGUGUUUUAGCAUUAUUAUAUAAUUAUAUACCUAUCAAUAAUUGUCAUUAUUUUUGAACAUCAUGUUUAAAUACAACCAGGGCAGGGAUCGAUUCGUGCCCGAUCGGCAUCGAAGCCCUUAUUCGUUUUAUUCUGCACAUCACAUCGCUGCAAAUCACCAAUACGAUUGUGUUUCCAACUUCAGCUUCGAUGAACCCGGAACCGAUUUCCUUGAGCCAUUCGAGUGCGAACGGCAGCAAGAGCAGCAACACCGAUCUUUCCGUCAACUUCAGUCGUACAUGUCGCUGGAGUCCAUUGGCGGACACCUGUUGAGGCACGUAUUGAACAAGCGAAAAAAUGGUACAGAUGAGACAGACCUAGUCACCAUGUACCGGGACACUAACUUAACGUGGCCCAUCCGAAUGGUCAGUCAGAGACGUUUGGCCCGGAAGUUCAAUCAUGCCACCAGCAAAUCACUGGUAGCCGAUCUGCUGUUGGACAUGCCGAAUCUGUCCAACGACUGGAUGACCAAGAUACUGGACUGGAGUUCGACGGGCUACUUGACGGCGGCCAUUCAAUCGUCAGUGCACUUGUGGUCGUGCCACACCCAGAGUGUUCAGUACACGAUUGCCGCGGUGGACGAGCACGGGCCAACACAGGCCGACGGAGGCUCCACGAAAAUCACCAUCGGCUGUCUGAAAUGGGACGCACAGGGCGAAAAACUGGGAUAUUCGUUCACAGUGGAUCGGAGAGAAGAGUCGUCGUUCGAUUCGUCGGAUAAUUCGUGGGGAGAUGGAGGUCUCGGUGACUCGUCACUCUUAGAACGAAUAAACGCGUAUGCUGCACUCGAUCGGCGAACUUCAGAGCAGGACGACCCUCUCGACGUCACGUAUCGAUCUCCGGGCAUAAAUGAGCCUGUUGACGAAACGCUCCGGAUACCGCGAAUCAAUAACGCGAUAAAGAGUACCGGGCACAUAAAGGUUUGGUUAUUGAAUCCACCGAAUGACAAAUCAAAUAAUGAACAAAAGACAUCGAGUUGUGGUUGUGUAACUGAUGACACUUGCCAAUGGCCGCAUGGAUGCAGAAUUAUUGUCAUGGAUUGGUUGGCCAACGGUCGUGUUUUAGUAACGGGAUGCACUAGGUCCAAAGUGACAUUUUUCCGGUACGAUUUCGCCCAAAAGAAAUUGAUCGUUACCCGCAUUAUACACACGAUUGAAAAAAAUUCGGUAAUAAGCUGCCUGCACGUGUCGCAGGACAAAUGGAGUCGUCACUUGGCCGUGGCCACACACUCGCAAAAGGCGUGCGUAUUGAAAGUUUGGCGCAUCGAAGACCCACUGGAGUUGUGCCCACACCACGAUCGGCGCUUCGAUUCUACUAUCAAUGUGACCGAAACUUUGACCGACCGUUACGACAGUAAACAGAAUGGCCAAGUUAAUUGGCUGAUAAAGGCCUUCGCUUGGCACCCGUGGAAACAUGCUUUGAUGUGUUACGCUGUCACAUCGGUUCCACAGGACGGGAUGCAGAUGUACAUCAAUCUCAAGUCCCCCUCGUGGUUUGUGUUGGCGAACGCGUGCAAAGGACAAGUGUUGAAGCGCAUCGAACAGACCGCAAGCAACUGCUGUCCGACGGUGGACAUACUGCACGUAAACACGCACUCCAUGACGUUCAGCCGACUGACCGGUGAACUUCUGGUGUCGGCCACGACCGUGUACAAUGUCAGAUAUAACGCCAACUCAAUUCCCGCCAUAGUAGAAAAAAACAGCGUCGUGGUGAUGCACGCCUUGGAUCGAAUCAUAGAGACAUUGAGCAGUAGCCACACGGACAGAGGACUGUUUUUUGCGUGGAGUCCGGAUGGAAAACGUAUAGCUUUGACGAGUUCCGACGAAUCGUUGAGAAUAUGGAACUUUUGGCCGACCAGUAACGUCCAAAAAAAAUCCAAUAGUUGUCUACCACACGUCUACACCACAAAUGCGAGUACCGCGGUUACUUCGGACCAUUUCACUGAAGAUGGAGACUUAAGCAAUAGCAAUUACAGACUUAUACACAACCGGAGCUCUCAAAAUAGCCAAUCAGCGAUGUCCGAGCUAUCGUUGGAUGCAGCUCGCAUAAUCAAAUGAUCGUAAUGAUGAGACUUGCGUUAUGUUUAAUUUACGUCACGCGGCGGGUGUGAGAAUAAUCGGACAUUUAUAAAAAUGUUCGAGUCAAUAAAUAAAAAAAAAACCUAAGUGUUACAUGCUAAAAGUUAACUACUACAUUUGGUCCAAGGUUAAAUGCCUACUUAACUUGGGGCCACUUAUGGAUAUCAUAAUAAAUUAUAAUUUUAUCGUUGGUUUCCUUAUCUUUUUCUAUACACAGAUGUUAUAUUUAUAUAACUACUACGACUUCCGUAAUCUUUGAUUCUAUCUUUCUUUUUCUAGUAAUUAUUUUACUCAUUUGUAAGGUACAUUUUUCUCAGCUUGUUUAUGUAAUUAU